AUGGCGAAGAAAAAGAAGGCAAUGAGUAAGGCACCAAAGCCAGUGGCCGUUGAGGAUCUCUUUGACGAUGAGCCUGAGGUGCCCAUUCCUGAUGCCUUUGACGAUGGGCCUAAGGUGUCUCCGUAUACAAGCCCAACCUGCAGCGUCUGCUUUCAAGACGGAAAGCCGUUCAUGGUUCCUCGCGACAUCUUGUGCGUGAGCGACAAGCUCAAGGGGACCUCCAACGGUUUCAACAAGUUCUUCAUCAAAGACGUGCCUGCAGAAGCAGGCCAUGUACUACUUCAUUACCUUCACACUCGCACCUGGCAAACCCUUUGCAAGAGGUCAUCAACCCAGUUUGAAACGAGCGUGUACGUCUAUGCCGCCGCCCAUACCUACGAUCUUGCGGGGUUAGCCGAGCUCGCCAAAGAAAACAUACCGCGGUACGCAAACGAACUGUCCGCGCUAGACAUCAUCGUCUUGGCUGGAAAGCCAUGCGAGAGACUUCCAGAUGACGACCCGUGGUUCUUGGCAUUCAUCAACAAGCAAAUCGAGCAACUGUUUGCGGACCCGGCCUCUCUCGACCAAUCGGUCUUUCUAGAAUGCCUCAACGGCGCUGCAAAGUACUCCAGGAUUCUGGCCAAGAGCGUGGUCUCGAUCUGCUGCCAAAAGUCAGCGUCGGCGGAGUCGGCAGAAGCGCAAGCUGUUCCCCCAAACCCUUUCCUGGACGCCACAUCAAAGCUGGAGACUGAUACAGCAUUUGAGGCUAUGCAUUCCAGAUCUCGAGUAACCCCGUGUGGGGUCACGAUCCCUUGGGUGCCUCCAGAAGAACAAGAGGUUGAGGCUGAACGAGAGAAAAUGCCUCGUUCCUUGCUGGAGAUGUACGAGAAGAGGAAGAGGUUUCGGUGGAGUUGCAUCGCAGCGGCUAUGCACGAGGCGGACGGUGGGCGGCCGGCAUUGGACCGCAGCUCGACGGCCACGCACGUAGGAAACAGCAAAUGGGAGCAUUGCUCCAAGUGUUCGAUGAACGUAGACGACUCGUCAACACGCUGCGGGUCAUCAGCUGCGACUACUUCAAGCAGUGUAAGUGAGUCAUGGCGGUGGCCAUACUCGGGGAGAAGCCAAAGGUACACCUAG
Molecule: messenger RNA, 1116 nt
Organism: Colletotrichum navitas
Lineage: Eukaryota; Fungi; Ascomycota; Sordariomycetes; Glomerellales; Glomerellaceae
Exons: 4
Coding region: 1-1116 (371 amino acids)
Source: RefSeq, a predicted model, not a curated record